Messenger RNA from Rasamsonia emersonii CBS 393.64, 855 nucleotides. RefSeq lists its product as uncharacterized. Gene Ontology annotation, molecular function: protein phosphatase inhibitor activity. Bases 1 to 855 code for a protein of 284 amino acids. The transcript has 3 exons. The record is from RefSeq and is a predicted model, not a curated record. Gene Ontology annotation, biological process: regulation of signal transduction. Lineage: Eukaryota; Fungi; Ascomycota; Eurotiomycetes; Eurotiales; Trichocomaceae.
AUGACCGUCUCCCACGAGCCGCCCAGUGCAGGCGAAGCGCCCAAGAAGCCAAAGGGCAUCUUGAAGAACGCACCUUCGAAAGUCGCCCUUAACGCACAGGGGUCCGACGAAACCCCCCAACCACUGCCUGUGGACUCUGUUGACAACAAAGAACUCACCCUCCAGAAUACCCUCCAGAAUGCCGGCCGCCGCCGCUCGUCGAGUGCCCGUCGCACCUCGACUUCCCGACGCCUGUCGGGUUCGAGCGCUACCGGGCAGGACGAGCACCCCCAGCGGCUGAAGUGGGACGAGGCCAAUCUCUACCUGACCGAACAGGAGAAAACGGCCAAGAUGAAGAUUGACGAGCCAAAGACGCCCUAUGUGCCCCGCUAUGACCCGUCACAAGACGAGGAUGAGGACGACAUAGAAGGAGAGGCCCAGAAGCGGAUGCUGGAUGCGCAAGACCUGGUCGUCGAUGAACUCGACAAGGUGGAUGGCGCACGUAAAAAGAACAAGAUUGAGCGCGAAAGUGACAUCCCUAGCCUGGAGCUCGGUGAACCGGAGGAGGAUUUCCAGGCAGCCGACCAGGGCGAGGAGAAGAGGAUCUUUCGCGAGAAGCACGUUAUGGUGGAUAACGAAAGCAUCUCCGGCGGUGAUGAGGAGGGAGAGCGUCUGAUGACGAGUGAGGAAGCCAAGGAGAAGCACCGUCAGUUUGAGGAGCGGCGGAAGAAGCACUACGAGAUGAAAAACAUCAAGGAGCUUUUGGGUAAACAGGUGGAUCUCGAUGAGAUGGACGACGAAGAGGACGACGAGACUCCAGCGGAGCCACCUGCCGUUCCCAAGAUUCCAGAGAAGUAUUUGAACGGCAACAAAUAA